AUGGGGAGAAAGGUAGUGUUGCUGUUCUUGUUUACUCUGUUGUCCGUACUCUCUCUCUUUGCUCCGUCUCUCUCCGGGUUUCAGUCCGAUGAGCUUCUCGUAGACGACGACGAGGUCGGCCAACCUCAAUCUCACUCUCAGCAGAGCUCUUCGGUUACCAAAUCAGAUCAGACUGUCACUCCCUCUCCAACUCCUCGGAGGAAGUUCUCGGAUUCCGAUUCCGACUCCAAGAUCCAAUUCACCCUCGAGCAUGCCUUCGGAGACUCUGAUUUCUCACCCGCCGGCACCUUCUCCGCACGCCUCAAAACAUCCGCUCACGGCGGCCAGACGCUCACAAAACUGAGAUUCUCCCGCAAUGCUUUUACGGAUGCAGAGAAAGAGAGUUUCAAGAGCCUGGUUGAAGGUGAUGAUUUCUACAAGAUAAGGCUGCCGUCUAAUGUCUUGAGUCCUCCUGGCAAGGAUUUCGUCGUCACGUCUGUGAAAGCGAGAUGUAUUUCGAGAGAGACUUUGGAUGAGCACUUUGUGAUACACACGGAAGGUGUCAACAUCUUGGGUGUCAACUAUGGUGCCCCAGCACCAUGUUCUUAUCCACGGCCAGCAAAACUUCCUUCGAAGUGGUUAUUCAACUCUUACACAAUUCUGAAGAAUACUGAGCAGGCACCAAGGACUCCACUAUUUAUUCAGGAUGUGUUGAAGACUGGGGAAGAGGGCGAAGGUGAAGUGGUUGCACCACCAGAAAGGUCCUUCUGGGCUAAAUACUGGAUGUACGUGAUACCUUUGGGGCUCAUAGUGAUGAAUGCCGUAACACAAGCCAUGAACAUGCCCGAGGAGCAAGCCCCCGGGCAGCCAGGCGGAGGAGCGCCUGCAGCACCAGGAGCAGUCCAGCGUGCUCCCAGCUCUGCCGCUAGGAGACGAUAG
This is a messenger RNA of Linum trigynum, 918 nucleotides long. The record is from the annotation of a GenBank genome assembly. Lineage: Eukaryota; Viridiplantae; Streptophyta; Magnoliopsida; Malpighiales; Linaceae.